Ilyonectria robusta is the source of this 1591-nucleotide messenger RNA. RefSeq names its product pyridoxal phosphate-dependent transferase. The transcript has a single exon. NCBI's taxonomy places the organism in Eukaryota, Fungi, Ascomycota, Sordariomycetes, Hypocreales, Nectriaceae. Gene Ontology annotation, molecular function: transaminase activity; pyridoxal phosphate binding. The record is from RefSeq and is a predicted model, not a curated record. Gene Ontology annotation, cellular component: cytosol. The coding region runs from base 14 to 1555 and encodes 513 amino acids.
UAACACCUCUGGCAUGCUACAAUUUGGUCGUUUAUCUUCUACACAUUCAUCAUUGAUACCUCGAGCUGUGGGAACAAUGUCCCCACCAUCUGCGCUGACAGAGCUGUCUCAUUCUUCCAUUUCCACAAUGGGUUUGACUUAUUCCAAUUUUGUUCAACAUGGCAACUCUCCAUCGCCUGCGGAGAAGACGAAACCUUUGAACGACCCCGGUCUUCUGCAUCGGUCGCUUCUCAACAAGCCCAUCGAAGUCCUCUCGGCCUCAGGGAGCUAUCUCACCUUGCUUUGCGGCCGCCAAAUUCUCGAUGGGUGCGCUGGCGCUGCUGUGGCAGUCAUCGGACACGGACACCCACAGGCCCAAAAAGCAAUGUUGGACCAAAUGAGCAUGGUUUCGUACGUGCAUACAAUGUCUUACACAACCCAAAGUGCUGAAAGGCUCGCCAACUUCAUGGUCGAGAAAGGGCGGCCUUUUGGCCUCUCCAAAGCAUACUUUGUCGGCUCAGGCAGUGAGGCGAUGGACUCUGCAAUGAAAAUGGCAAGACAAUUCUUCUUUGAAAAGGGCGAGAAGCAGAGAACCCGCUUUGUGUCACGCAGGCAAGGAUACCACGGAAACACCAUUGGUGCCAUGAGUAUCAGCAGCAACAUUUCCAGAAAGCUUCCGUACGAGGGAGCGGUUUUAUUGCAUAACGUCAGCUUCGUCAACUCAACCAGUUCCUAUCGAGGACAAAGACCAGACGAGAGCGCCGAAAACUUUGCAAAGAGGCUGGUCAUGGAACUUGACUGCGAGUUCCAGCAACUCGGACCGGAUACCGUAAUUGCUUUCGUGGCAGAGACGGUCGUUGGGGCGACAUCCGGCUGCACGCUUGCCCCGGUAGGAUACUUUGAAGGUGUUAGAAAGCUAUGUGAUAAAUAUGGCAUUCUUCUUAUCCUAGAUGAGGUCAUGUCCGGGACUGGUAGGACUGGAACCUACUUCGCGUUCGAGCAGGAAAGGGGAGAUAUUGUCCCAGACAUUGUUACAGUGGGGAAAGGAGUUGGCGGUGGCUAUACCCCUAUCGGGGGCAUGCUCAUUCACGAAAAGGUUGUCGACGUUUUGCGGAUGGGCAGCGGAAGCUUCAACCAUGGACACACUUAUCAAGCCCAUCCGUCAAGCUGCGCAACAGCCUUUGCAGUCCAGAUGGUAAUGGAAGAAGAGAACCUGGUGAAACAGUGUGCGAAAAUGGGCAUUCUGUUUGAGCAGCUUUUAAGAGAUAGCUUCGGCGACUGCAAGUACGUCGGUGAUAUCAGAGGUCGAGGCCUCUUCUGGGCAUUGGAGUUUGUGCGCGACAGGGACUCAAAGGAAUCUUUCAACCCCGCUUUGGACUUUGGAGGCCAGGUUCAACGAAAGGCUUUUGACUUGGGACUAGCAGUCUACCCAGGUAAAGGAACAGUGGAUGGAUACACUGGCGAUCAUGUCCUUCUGGCACCGCCGUUGAACGUUCAUGAAGAAGAUUUACAACGUCUCGUGUACUUAUUAAAGGAAGCAUAUAUAUUGGUCGAGUACUCAGUCUUAAUUAGCUAGCUAGAUUUCUUUUUGUCUACUCUUAUUAUAUCUUAU